This is a messenger RNA of Oryctolagus cuniculus (rabbit), 511 nucleotides long. NCBI's taxonomy places the organism in Eukaryota, Metazoa, Chordata, Mammalia, Lagomorpha, Leporidae. The record is from RefSeq and is a predicted model, not a curated record.
UCUGAUUAAUCUCUGCCACUUAAUAGAGGUGAUGAUAACAUUUGAAGACCUGGCUGUGUACUUUACCUGGGAGGAAUGGCAGAACAUGAACCAAGCUCAGAAAAUCCUGUACAGGGAUGUGAUGCUGGAGACCUACAGCAGCCUGUUCUCCUUGGGGCACUGCAUGACCAAACCUGACUUGAUCUUGAAGUUGGAGCAAGGAGCAGAGCCCUGGAUGGGGAAAGAAUGCUUACAUCAUAGCCUCCCAGUUGCCAUGAAAAGGGAUGACCUGAUUAGGAAAAACCAGAAAAGUCAGGACAAAAAUCUGAACCAGAAUGUUAUGAAAAACAAUAAGACAUCAACUCCCAAGAUCAUUGAAUUAAGAAAAACACUUCAUUUAAGUUCAAACCAUAUUCCAAAACUGAGUAUCAAAAAGAGAAUCUAUUCAGGAAUGAAACCUGAAGAAUGCAAUGUAUGUCACAAUGUGUAUGCACUGUGGGCCUGUUCAACUACAAACUGGAGAAAAAUUUGA